AUGCAAAGUUAUAGAAUACAAUGCCGAUGUCACAACACAUCUACAAUAAUAUGCUCAAGAUCACGAAGCUUUCCAUAUCAACCAAAGCCAAUCAUACAUGAAUCUGAAAUUUUACCACUUGAUACUCUUUCACACAAAUCUGAGACAAAAUUUGAGAUACCAUUUGACAAUUCGAGAUAUUAUCCAGUAACUGCCAAACCUAGUAUAGGACUUGCUACACAGCAAGAUUACUCUGAAAUAAAUGCAAGGGAACUACCAGAUCAGUCAGCGUUAUUCCCUCUCUUACCAAAUCAAAUAUUACCAAUGGUAGUACCUCAGUCUCGACUAAUGGAUAUUACUACAAAACCAAACCUUGAUCCGCCAUGCUGCCUUCUCGGAAACUGUCCGAUAGAUGUCAAAUGCAAUUACCCCGCUAUUGUUCCUCGAAAUGAAUCGGGCAAAAUCCCAGACGAUGCCAUUGCCGCUAUUCAUAGUUGCUUGUAUUUUGUUCGUUUUAAUUGCCAUCACAGCUAUCGAUUUACUCCUGAGAGAACUUCUAGAAAAGAAAACUCAUAUUCAGUUCCUUUUUACUUUUUAUCAAUUUUAUUUUACUGUCAACAGCAACUGCAAUUUCAAUUUUCAGAUUGUGCAACGCGAUGUUAUACUGGUAGAAAUCACAAAUAUAUAAGUAAAUUAUGCGACAGUGGCGGCAGUAAUUCCAGGGAAUUUGUAUGCCACAAAUUCAUCUGCGAUGGAGGAAAGUCGCCAUUUACUUUACGAACGUGUGCGAAACAACAAUUAGGCUGUGUGGCAGGUUCGUCAAUAUGCCGUUUGAGUGGGGGCGAGGGUUCCUGUUCUCGUUGUGAUAAAAAUAACUGUAAUGUUUGA
Messenger RNA from Thelazia callipaeda (thelaziosis nematode), 867 nucleotides. The record is from the annotation of a GenBank genome assembly. NCBI's taxonomy places the organism in Eukaryota, Metazoa, Nematoda, Chromadorea, Rhabditida, Thelaziidae.